AUGUCCAUUCUUGAUGUAAUAUCACAUGCCUUGCUCUGGAUUUUCAUCAAACAAUUAAUAGUGGUGUCUGCUCAGUUCGAUUUUUUCAACAGACAACAAUCAUUUCGAAAUGCUGUUAACCGUCGGACAACCACGUCUAAACCUUGUGAUCUGCAUGCUGACCCAAAUAAUAGGAGAGUAUUUCUUAUGAAUGUAAACGGGGAAAUGCGUGAGCGACCUUGCGCGUUUGGGACUCUUUACAGUCAAAGAACGUGUGAUUGUUCAGAUUAUGACCCCGACGCAAAUCUCAAUGGCCGUCGUUGUCGUGCACCACUUUACAUACCGUUCAAUACAGAGCCAAUUAAGGAUCAUGGUGGUACGAAUAUUGCGAUGGGAAACAACGGCAGAGUUAGAGUAUUUGAUAAUGUCGGGAAUUUCAAUGGUAAUGGAGCGGUUACAAUAUGGAUGUACUCUGGUAUAGAUUUUGGUGAGCACCUCGGUAUUACUUUAAAUUUCCGAGACAUAAUAACUGGAGGAAAUUCAGAGCAAGUAUUGGUUUCCAAUUGCUUUUACAACAGUAUCGGAAGCGUGGAAAUUGUCAUACAGCCCGCUAAUCAGUUGGUUGUGUUCAGAGUAACCACAGACAAACCCUCAUCGGCAGAGUUAUCGAUUCCAUAUAAGCGACAGUCGUGGACCACUGUGGCCUACACUUAUAACGGGAAUACACUUAUUGGAAAAGUUAACAACCAGGUCAAAUCAAGUAAUAUAACAGGUAAAAUCGCAGUCAGCCCUGGGAGCCUACGUAUAGGAUUGUGUAAUGGUCGAGGUUUUGUUGGAAAUAUUGACGAAUUUCGGUUAUGCCAACCCAUUUUGGCAACUCUUAACGAUAGUUGA
Ylistrum balloti is the source of this 873-nucleotide messenger RNA. RefSeq names its product shell matrix protein-like. The record is from RefSeq and is a predicted model, not a curated record. The coding region runs from base 1 to 873 and encodes 290 amino acids. The transcript is spliced from 7 exons. NCBI's taxonomy places the organism in Eukaryota, Metazoa, Mollusca, Bivalvia, Pectinida, Pectinidae.